UUCGAUAAAACAUAUCAUUGCUACAGAUCGGAAAAAAUACAUAAUUGUUAUUGAAUGAUCGAUUUUAAAGAGAACAAUGUUGACAUUCAUAAAUGUUAAUCAUAUGUUGUCAGUAAUGAGACAAUGGUAGUGCCACAGGAUAAAUUAGAUUUUACAGUCUAUUACACUUGAUUUAAUCAGAGUUUAGAUUCAGAUUACAAAACACGAUUUAUUCUGGUACAGUUUUUACCACAGAUGUGAUUUUCUUCUUGGGAUUUAAACAGUUAAAAACAGUCACCAGGUUUGUUAUUGAAGGUUUAAAUAUUGUUAAAGAUGACAUCAAAGCAAAGCAGCUGGUGCUGCUGUUUUAGUGGACGUCCCCCAGAAAUUACUCGUCUUGCAGCAGAUCCUAUCCAACCCAUUCAGAUUGACAUUCCCAUGCCAGAUGAUGAAAAUGAAAUCGAUACAAAAUUUUCGGAGAUUGUGGCUGAACUAGAUGUUGACCAAGCCCACAGAGAUGCUUUAUUUAACUUGCCACCAGACAAGAAAUGGCAACUGUAUUGCAGUAAAAUUCAGGACAGAGAAAUGCCAGACGCCUAUAUUGAUAACAUUAACAGUUUAUCGGAUACUAGAGUAAGUUUUGAUGACUUUAAAGAAGACCAGGGGUUGGAAAUUGUGGAUGGUCUGAAAACAGCCCUCAGGACGCAACCUAUGAGUUUCGUGACAAGAUUUCUGGACAAGGAAGGUUUAGAAUGUUUGCUGAAUUUUCUGAAGAGAAUGGACUUUACCACAAUGGAAAGCAGUAUACAUACAUCUGUUAUAGGAUGUAUAAAGGCUCUUAUGAAUAAUUCUCAAGGAAGGGCUCAUGUAUUUGCUUUUCCUGAUAGUGUCAACAUCAUCGCUCAAAGUUUAUCAACAGAAAACAUUAAAACAAAGACAGCUUUGUAUGAAAUUCUUGGUGCAAUGUGUUUGGUUCCUGGUGGUCAUAAAAAGGUUCUAGAGGCAAUGCUACAUUACCAGAAAUAUGCUGCAGAAAGAACCAGAUUUCAGAGUUUGAUAUUUGACCUUGAGAGAAGUACAGGAAGAUACAGAGAGGAAGUGAAUCUAAAGACAGCCAUAAUGUCUUUCAUAAAUGCUGCUCUCAAAUAUGGUCCUGGGCAGGAAAGUUUAGAAUUUCGUCUUCAUCUUCGAUAUGAGUUUCUUAUGCUUGGUAUACAGCCUGUUAUAGAUAAACUAAGAAACCAUGGAAAUGCUACUUUAGAUAGACAUUUAGACUACUUUGAAAUGAUGAGAAAUGCUGAUGAAAAGCAGUUAUGCUCAAGAUUUGAAAAUGUCCAUGUAGAUACAAAGAGUGCUUACAGUAUGUUUGAUGUACUGCGGAAGAAGUUAACCAUGAGUAGUGCUUAUCAAAAUUUUAUGUCUAUAAUGCAGCAUCUUAUUCUACUUCCAUUUGGCAAUGAUAUGAACAUAGUUGGAUUAUGGAAAGUGAUUGACCAGAUUGUGCAACAAGUAGUGCUACAACAGAAGAAUGGCAAGGAUCCAGAUGUGGGAACAGUAGAAAUGAAUGUCAAAAAUAUUGUUAGACAAAUGACCAGUGAGACAGACCUUAAUAGUUUACAACAGAAAUUAAAAGAUCUGUCUAAACAGAAUGAAGAAAUGGAAAGUAAACUGGCAAAGAAAGACCAUGAAUGUGAAAUUAAAAAUGAAGAAAAGGCUGAGUUAGCAGCUACAGUAACAAGAAUGGUGGCAAAACUUGAUAGUCAAACAGAUUUAAAACAAGUUAUAGAUAAACUCAAUAUGGAAAUUGAAAUGCUCAAAGCCCAGUUAGCUGCCAAACCUACAGACAGUAGAUUAUCAGACAUGGUCAUCAACUCUUGUAGUAUACCUGAUGAUGCUAAAGUAGGAAUCUCAACUUCAGCUGCAGACGCAUACUACAAAUCAUUAGCUCCAGCACCCCCACCCCCUAUGGCUCCACCACCACCCCCAGCACCAGGUGCACCCCCUCCACCGCCAGCUCCAGGGAUGAUGUCAGGAAGGGGUCAAUCCAGUAAUCAUCCUAAACCUAAAAAACCAAUGAAGUCAUUAAACUGGGACAAACUUCCAGAUAUGGUUGUUUCUGGGACAGUUUGGAAUCGUUUACAACAUGAAAAGGUGUAUCCAAAACUAGAUUUAAAUGAUUUUGAAAAGACAUUUUCUGCCUAUCAAAAAAAGAUAGAAGGUGAAGAACAAUCUAGUAGGACUAGUAAACACAAAGAGUUAGCUUUGAUUGAUGGACGUCGUGCUCAAAACUGUACAAUAUUGUUAUCUAAACUGAAACUAAGCAACGAGGAAGUAAUAAAGGCUGUGACAGACAUGGACAGUAGAGAGGAUUUACCUAAGGACAUGUUAGAACAGUUAUUAAAAUUUGUGCCAACUGCAGAAGAAAUCCAAACAUUAAAUGAGCAUUCACAGGAAGUAGAUAAUAUGGCAAGAGCAGACAGAUUCUUGUUUGAAGCCAGCCAAGUUUUCCAUUAUGAAGCUAUUUUAAAAGCCCUUUAUUUCAAGAAAAAGUUCCCAGAGCGAUUAGGUGAUAUCAGACCAAAGAUAAAUGCUGUGAUAGAUUCAUCAAACACAAUGAUGAAAAGUACAAAGUUACGACAACUCCUAGAGAUAAUCUUAGCCCUAGGUAACUUUAUGAACAGAGGACAGAGAGGAAACGCCAAAGGUUUUAAACUGAACAGUCUAAACAACAUGUUAGACACUAAAUCAAGUAUGGAUAGAAAUGUUACACUGCUACAUUAUCUGGUGGACGUACUGGAGAAAAGGUUCCCCAAGAUCAUGCCACUAGAAAGUGAGUUGCCAGAUGUAAAGGUGGCUUCAAAAGUCAACAUGGGAGAGUUGGACAAAGAAAUAGUUGUUUUGAGGUCAGGUCUUUCAGAGAUAGAAAAGGAGAUAGUAUUGUUUGAGAAGCAGUCCAUGCAUGGUAAAGUGAGAUUUGUCAGUGUGAUGACGGAUUUUGUAGCUGUGGCAUCUUAUAACGUAUCAGAAAUAGAGGAAGCCUAUAUAGAAAUGAUAAAUAAGUUUAAAGAAGCAGCAAAAUCCUUUGGAGAUAUCUCAGAUGAUUCUAAACCUGAUGAUUUCUUUGGAAUCAUGGAUACUUUCAUAAAUUCAAUAAACGAUGCAAAACAAGAAAAUGAGAGAAUAAGACAGUUGAAAGAAGAAGAAGAAAGAAGGGCAAAAUUAGAAGAACAGAUGAGAAGAGAAAGGGAAAAAUCAAGAAUGAAAAAAGGGGAGAAUUCAAAUGGCAAAGCUGGAUCUGCCAAAGGUGAAUUUGACGAGCUUAUAUCAGCGUUAAGGACAGGAGAUGUAUUUGGAGAAGAUUUGUCAAAGAUGAGAAGAAACAGAAAAAGGGCUGUAACUCCACAAAGGGAAAACUCAAGAGAAAGAGCUGGAGCUAUGAAAACUGCCAGAGCCAUACUUACUGAACAAUAAAUGUCAGUUUACAAGCAAUGUAUGUCAUGUGGUCUUAAUUUGUAUUGGUUGUGUACUUAGUGCUCUCAUUAGUUAUGUAACAAAAUGACUUUUUUUCAAUUAUGCACAUGCAAUAGUAGAAUUGUAGUUUUUCGUUACAAACAAGUGUUCAUUGAAAUUCGUAUGGAAGGAUUGUAAAAUUGAAUGAAAUGGAAAUCUCAUACAUUCAGUUGUUCCAGACUUUGAUAUUCUUACUUCAAAUCAAAAUUAUCUUGACUUUGAAAUGGCAUUUAUUUAGAAAAAAUACAAAUGUAUUGAAGAGAACGAUCUGAGAAUUAUGUUCUGUUUCCGACAUAAUAGUAAAAUGAUAUUAUUUACCAUUAAAGAGAAGCAGUAUUUAUUAUUAGAUUAAAAUUUAUUUUAAAAAAAUGCUGGAUAAUUUUUUUCAAUUCUUUAUAGACAUAAUGUAUAUUACUUUCUCUCUUUAUGAAUAUAAUUUAUAAACCUGAUAUACUUUAUAAGAAUAUCACUAAAUUACAUCUACACAAAUAAAAUCUCAAGAAACAGUUUGAUAUUUGAUUUAGAAUUAAAUCAGAAAAAUAACAUGAUAUCUGGCUGAUGAGCUUUCUGAUGCUGAGAAUCUUAAUAAUGACAAUACAAUCUUGAUUCAAACUGAAAUAAGAAUACAAUUGUAUGAUAAAGGAAAUGAAAGGCAGAGUUACUUAAAUAUUUUUUUUUUACAUAUUUCACUGAAUGUAUUAUUAUAGUUGUUGUUCCCUGAUAUGUUGUUAUGGUAAUGACUGUUAUUAGUAUUAUAUUUAUAUUUAGUUUUCUAUCUUGUUUAUUUAAUUGCUCAUUUAUUCACAAGUGUAAAAAGGUUGAUAUUAGACAUUUUCCUUAAAGUGGGUGGGAUCAUGUAGAUUAGUCUACUGAAAUUUCAUUUGCUUACUUGAUAGAUAUUGUAUUGAUAGUGAAGACCUUUCUAUCUUCAAAUUCAGUGUUUAUAUUGAAAACCACUUCUUACAUAUUUUCUGGAAUUAGCAUAUUCUGUUUUGAUAUUUGUAGUAGCUUUAAAAGAAGCUGUUAUGUAUGCGAUGAAAUCGUAAUGUCAAUUUCUAUUUUUUCAGGUUAGAUUUUUUUUAAAUAGAAAUAUGUAACAACAUGAAUGACUCAGUACAUGAAAAGUAGAGCAGUCUAUGUAUUUACAAUCAAAAUCAUAUAAAAUAGUUUCACAUAUAAUUGAC
This is a messenger RNA of Mytilus trossulus (common blue mussel), 4673 nucleotides long. Its product is annotated as disheveled-associated activator of morphogenesis 1-A-like. The record is from RefSeq and is a predicted model, not a curated record. Gene Ontology annotation, molecular function: small GTPase binding; actin binding. The transcript is spliced from 27 exons. Lineage: Eukaryota; Metazoa; Mollusca; Bivalvia; Mytilida; Mytilidae. The coding region runs from base 313 to 3450 and encodes 1045 amino acids. Gene Ontology annotation, biological process: actin cytoskeleton organization.